Gordionus sp. m RMFG-2023 is the source of this 651-nucleotide messenger RNA. Its product is annotated as atypical protein kinase C-like. Gene Ontology annotation, molecular function: ATP binding; protein serine/threonine kinase activity. Lineage: Eukaryota; Metazoa; Nematomorpha; Gordioida; Chordodea; Parachordodidae. The record is from RefSeq and is a predicted model, not a curated record. The coding region runs from base 1 to 651 and encodes 216 amino acids. The transcript has 8 exons. Gene Ontology annotation, biological process: protein phosphorylation.
AUGCGGUCUGAUAAAUCAAUGUGCGUUCAUUCACAAGGUCAGGCAUUUGAUUUGUACGAAAAUGAAAAGGAAGUUCUCAAAAUUGCGACUAACCAAAAUUUUCUUAUCGGCUACCAUGCCUGUUUCGAAACACCCAAUAAUUACAUCAUAGCUAUGGAUUACGCAUGCGGUGGAGAUUUGGAUAAUCUUAUAAAAUAUUUGGGUAGAAUUCCAGAAGAGUCCGUUAAAUUCUAUGUAGCGGAGUUGGUUGGGGUAUCAUUCCUACAUUCCAAAGGGAUCUUCCAUAGAGACCUCAAACCAGAGAAUGUAAUGCUAGAUAAGGAUGGCCAUAUACGAAUAACAGAUUACGGUCUUUGCAAAAGAGAUUUAAGUUACGGCGAAAAAACCAAAGAGAGGGUGGGUACACUGGACUAUGUAGCGCCUGAAAUCUGGCGGGGUAAAAGUUAUGGAUUAAUAGGUAAAAAAGCAAUAGUCCGUAUUCCAGAUUCAAUAUCUGAUGAGGCUUGCCAAAAAAUGGAGAACAGGCUGGGAUCCAAUCCCAGCACCACCAUCCAUUCCAUUGCCUCCCUGCGCUUCUUCAGUUCUAUCGAUUGGAAAUUGCUCGAAGCCAGGAGAGUGCAACCACCUUACAAACCUAUACUUCCACCCUAA